CGGAACUUUCUUGAAUCAGUCAUUUUAUUUUUUGUUGACCCACCUGGCCUUUUUUAUCGAUUAUUAAGAUGUCAUCAUCCGAAACCGAAUGGUUUGCAGAGGUAGAGUUGGACAGUGAGGAGUCUGAGGAAGAACGCACUCUAUCGUUCGCUUCGGGUGACCUAAAUGCCAAUGAAAUUCUGGGAAGUACAUCGGAUUCAGAUACGGAUACGGAUUCGUUAUCGCUAUCGUUAUCAACCACCACGGUGGAUGGCAGUCAAUCAUCAGGAUCCGAAGUAUCCAACCAUGAUCUCGAUACCGGACUUUUCGGCUUGCGACCUGUGCAAGGUACCACCAACUUGAUACCCCAUGCCACCAUUACGUCCACACCAUCAGCAUCACAAUCACCUCCAUUACCCAUAUGGCAAGUAAUAAGGAGACGAUUGAGCUCCGAUCCGGAAGUGAUCAACCGUCCUUACGGCCGAUUCCAGCCAGAGAACUUCACUCUUAUCGAACCUAUGGGUCCCCUCUCCCCUAGCGAGAGACAGGAAAUGACUCGACUGAUCACGGAAUUCAUGGAGGAUCUAGAAAAUUCUCGCCCCUCGCCCGAAGAAGUUCAAAGACGCCGUAAUCGCAUGCGGGCAGAUGGCAUAGCUCGAGCUCAUGCCCGACUUCAUGCUCGAAGGAUGAGAGCCGCAUCCUUACACCGAGCUGCUUUGAGUAAUGCUGAGCAAUCGAAUUUGGCUCAAAUCGCUCAAGAUCUGCCGCGGGCAAAUAGUGUUAGCGAUUGCAGCCAGUGCAGCAGUGAUGAGGAACAGGAUCAAAUCGAUGGCAAGAAUAGAAAGCCUACUGUUCCAAGUCAUCUCUCCGAAUGGUUGUAUCCCAUUUAAGCUGUAAAAUGUGUUAUAUUAAAUUAAGAGUCAUUGUUCUGUCGGACUCACAGAAAGCAU
Drosophila melanogaster (fruit fly) is the source of this 929-nucleotide messenger RNA. RefSeq lists its product as uncharacterized. Lineage: Eukaryota; Metazoa; Arthropoda; Insecta; Diptera; Drosophilidae. The transcript has a single exon. The coding region runs from base 69 to 869 and encodes 266 amino acids. The record is from RefSeq and is marked reviewed.